GCUCACUGGUUUCUAGACGCUGUUCGUGACAGGUGACUUAGGGCUCUAACAUGGCCCGUGCUGCCGUCCUUAUCCUACCGCUCCUUGCGGCUCUCUCCACCGCCGAACCCACCGUCUACUUCAAGGAGGAGUUUAAUGAUGGAGAUGGGUGGACGCAGCGCUGGGUGGAAUCGAAACAUAAAACUGACUAUGGAAAGUUCAAGGUGACUGCCGGGAAGUUCUAUGGCGAUGCAGAGAAAGACAAAGGUCUCCAAACGAGCCAGGACGCCCGCUUCUACGCCCAGUCUGCCGGCUUCGACUCCUUCUCCAAUAAAGACAAGACGCUGGUGGUGCAGUUCAGCGUGAAGCACGAGCAGAACAUCGACUGCGGAGGGGGAUACGUCAAGCUCUUCCCCUCCAGUCUGGACCAGAAAGAAAUGCAUGGAGACUCCGAGUACAACAUCAUGUUUGGUCCUGAUAUCUGUGGUCCUCCUACUAAGAAGGUACAUGUGAUCUUCAACUACAAGGGCAAGAACCUCCAGAUUAACAAAGACAUCCGUUGUAAGGAUGAUGUAUACACCCACCUGUACACUCUGAUUGUGAGGCCAGACAAUACCUACGAAGUCAAGAUCGACAACAGCAAGGUGGAGUCUGGAAGCCUGGAAGACGACUGGGACUUCCUGCCACCCAAGAAAAUCAAAGAUCCCGAGGCAAAGAAGCCAGACGACUGGGACGAGCGCCCAAAGAUCGACGACCCAGAGGACAAGAAGCCAGACGACUGGGACAAAGCCGAGCACAUCCCCGACCCUGAUGCUGUGAAGCCAGAAGACUGGGACGAGGAGAUGGAUGGAGAGUGGGAGCCACCUGUGAUCCAGAACCCGGAAUACAAGGGAGACUGGAAACCUCGUCAGAUCGACAACCCAGACUACAAAGGAAAGUGGGUGCACCCAGAGAUCGAUAACCCCGAAUACACCCCGGAUCCCACCAUCUACCAGUACGACAGCUUCGCGUACGUUGGCCUCGACUUAUGGCAGGUGAAAUCCGGCACCAUUUUUGACAACUUCCUGCUGACCGAUGACGAGAAAUACGCCGAGGAGUACGGCAACGAGACCUGGGGUGUCACGAAGGAAGCAGAAAAGAAAAUGAAGGAGCAACAGGAUGAGGAGGAGCGCAAGAAACACGAGGAGGAAGAGAAGAAAAGGAAGGAGGAAGAGCCCCAGGAGGAGGAGCCAGAGGAGGAAGAGGAGGAUGAAGAUGAGGCAGAGGAGAAAGAUAAAGAGGAGGAUGAGGAAGAGGAUGAUGAUGACGCCGCCUCACCAAAAGACGAGCUUUAAACGAUGGCGGCUUUCUGCUGCCCCUCCCUACCUGGCGCUCUCCCCUUCCCUGGGCUUUCAUGUCUUAGAUAGGAGAGGGGAAAUGGGAUCGUUCUGUCUCUAUGAGACUCUAAAUUUAUAUAUAUUUUUUACAGUUUUUGUUUUAACCCUUAAGAGGAAGACGUUGGUCUUCCCUGCCCUCCCCAUCUCCUCUCUCCUCGGCUUCCUGUUUCAGUCUCGUAUUCUCCGAACAUCCCUCCAAACUCUCCCCGUCUUCACGCACCUUGCCUCUUAGAGUAGGCUUUAGCCGAUGACCACCUCCUUGGUCUGUGGCUCUUGGCUGUACUCCCAGAAUCCUCUGCGAGCCUGUGCAGGAGGAUCAUGGGAGAUCUCAGAGGUUAUAAGCCGCAGGCUCCCUACUCGAUUGCAGUAACUAUUCCGACUGGCGGGACGCGCUGCCCACUGCGAUAGCUUCUGGGGCAAGAACGGACCGCUCUGGAUCCAAAAACUACUUUUAUUAGUAUAUUAAAAUUCUCUAAAACCACUUCAUUCACAGUUUAACCCUUAUUCUUAUCACUUGUGUUCUAAGGGUUAAAAUGUGGUUUUGCUGGCAUCACUCGCCAAACUGUGUGACACUUACAUCAACCCAAACGCUUAAGACUCGUGGGUCUUCCCAAAAAUGCAGUAUCAAAAAGUGAGAAAACAGUGUUCGGCCCCUUUUCACAUGAAUGUAACCAGUUAAAUACCCCCCGCGGGUUCGGUGUUUUAAAAUUGCAGGUUCAGGGCGCUGAAUAGCCGGGACGUGCGGAUGGGUCAUCACCUUAAACACCGCGCUGCACUUUAAUUAUGGGCUUAGAUAGUAAGUGUGGACCACUAGUGUCCCCAAAGCUUAAGGGGGGAAUCUGGAGUAUUGAGAUUAUGCUGUAAGAAAAGUACCAUCUUCUUUUGCUUGUAAUUUGAACUGUUUGAUCCAUUCCCAAAAUUUCAUUCUUGCCCCCACCUGCUGAAGGUGAAUGAAUGAAUACCCAGCCUGGCUUCACAACAUCUCAAGUGUUAAUCAACAUGCCAACGUUGCCCAUCUCUGUCCUGUGUUUCAGGGGCAAUGAAGUAUCUUUUGUCUACAAGGAUCACCCUCUUUGAUUUGUCUAUUUAUACUGUAGCAGAGGACUCCUCACCGGGAUGUACGAAUGGGUGUUUGUUUUUCUUUUGGAAUGUACAGAUGUCAGUUCAAUUUCUAAUUAAAUAUGUUUGUGUCCA
This is a messenger RNA of Spea bombifrons (plains spadefoot toad), 2549 nucleotides long. It is a transcript of the gene CALR, whose product is annotated as calreticulin. Gene Ontology annotation, molecular function: calcium ion binding. Gene Ontology annotation, biological process: protein folding. NCBI's taxonomy places the organism in Eukaryota, Metazoa, Chordata, Amphibia, Anura, Pelobatidae. Bases 51 to 1313 code for a protein of 420 amino acids. The transcript is spliced from 9 exons. Gene Ontology annotation, cellular component: endoplasmic reticulum membrane; endoplasmic reticulum. The record is from RefSeq and is a predicted model, not a curated record.